Messenger RNA from Schistocerca serialis cubense, 9709 nucleotides. It is a transcript of the gene Mical, whose product is annotated as F-actin-monooxygenase Mical. The transcript is spliced from 32 exons. Lineage: Eukaryota; Metazoa; Arthropoda; Insecta; Orthoptera; Acrididae. Gene Ontology annotation, molecular function: protein binding. The record is from RefSeq and is a predicted model, not a curated record. The coding region runs from base 277 to 8655 and encodes 2792 amino acids.
GAGGAGGGUCUCGCAGGCAAGUGGAGUGUUCGGUGUUUGCAAAGUGUUUUGUGCGUUUUGUGUUGAAGUAAGGUAGUUGUAAACAGAUGGAGACCAGCUGUAGUGAAACGAGACUGCUGUUGUAUUAGGAUCCUAACUCGGGGUCAAACCGUGUCCCGAGAGGAUGCUUCGUCGUAUCUCCAGCACUGCCCUGCAACCUCUCACACCGAGUAACCUGCCGAUCGACAUAGUUCGCUGAUGUACCCGAUACCAGUACUGUAAAUCAAAUUCUACACCAUGCUAGAACCAAGAAAACAAGCAGUUCCUCAUGAAAUAGCACUGGCAUCAGAGAAAUUUGACCAGUUCUGUGCAGCCUCCAGUUUAAAAACAAUACUGGGACACUUCCGUGAGCUUUGUGACCUCCUUUCCAUAAAACCCACUGUGUACUCCUCUUUCUACCCAAAGCUGAAGUCCAAGCUACGUUCCUGGAAGGCUCAGGCACUAUGGGCAAAAUUCGACAAACGAGCGAGUCAUAAAUGCUACAAUCGAGGGAAAGCUAGUCCAAACUCAAGGGUACUGAUCAUUGGGGCAGGUCCCUGUGGUCUUAGGACAGCAAUUGAAGCACAGUUAUUAGGUGCAAAAGUUGUAGUUGUCGAAAAAAGAGAUCGAAUAACACGGCACAACGUUCUUCACCUGUGGCCUUUUGUCAUCCAUGAUCUCAGAGCUCUAGGGGCUAAGAAAUUUUUUGGGAAGUUUUGUGCUGGGUCUAUUGAUCACAUAAGUAUACGGCAGCUACAGUUUAUUUUGCUGAAAGUAGCUCUGAUACUUGGUGUCGAAGUUCAUGAAGGUGUUGGAUUUGAAGGCCUUGUGGAGCCACCUGAAGAUCAAUCCAUUGAACGAACAGGCUGGCGAGCAAAUGUGACCCCUCCUGACCACCCAGUUUCUCAGUAUGAAUUUGAUGUCUUAAUUGGAGCUGAUGGCAAAAGGAACACUCUGGAUGGGUUCAAAAGAAAAGAGUUUAGAGGAAAGCUUGCAAUUGCUAUUACUGCAAAUUUCAUCAAUCGGCAUUCGGAAGCUGAAGCACAAGUGGAAGAAAUCAGUGGUGUUGCUUUCAUUUUUAAUCAAAAAUUCUUCAAAGACCUAUAUGCUGAAACUGGGAUAGAUUUAGAAAAUAUUGUUUAUUAUAAAGAUGAAACACAUUAUUUUGUUAUGACAGCAAAGAAACAAAGCCUGAUAGAUAAAGGGGUUAUUUUAAAUGACUAUGCUGAGACUGCAAAACUACUUGCUGUAGAAAAUGUAAAUAAGGAUGCUCUUCAGGAGUAUGCUCGACAGGCUGCUGAUUUUUCGACUAACUACAGAUUGCCGCAACUAGAAUUUGCACUCAACCAUUAUGGGCAGCCAGAUGUUGCUAUGUUUGACUUCACUUCAAUGUUUGCUGCAGAAAAUGCAAGCAGAGUGAUUGAGAGACGGGGGCACAGAUUGCUCCAAAUACUUGUUGGGGAUAGUCUCUUGGAGCCCUUUUGGCCAACAGGAUCAGGCUGUGCACGUGGUUUCUUGAGCUCCAUGGAUGCAUGUUGGGCUGUUCGCAGCUGGGGAAGUGGCCACUUAACUCCACUAGAAGUUAUAGCAGAACGUGAAUCUAUUUAUCGGUUACUAGGACAAACAACACCUGAAAAUUUACAACGCGAUUUUGCGAACUACACUUUGGAUCCCCAUACACGGUACCCAAAUCUCAACACCCGAGCUGUGCUUCCCAUACAGGUGCGAGGACUGUAUGACACAGAUGAUCCUACUUCUCUUGAACAGUUGUCAUACAAUGCUACUGAACAUGAUCUUCCUAAGAAGAGGAGGAGAAAAGAUUCUCAGGUACAUCCAGACACACUUCUCCACUGGUUGAAGAAGCAAGUAGCUUUGUAUAGUGAUCUCCAUGUGGAAAAUAUGACUGAUUCUUUUAAGAAUGGACUGAUUUUAUGUGCCAUUAUCCAUCGAUAUAGGCCUGAUCUCAUAGAUUUUCACUCACUUAAACCAGAAGAUGUGUCUGCCAACAACCAGCUAGCAUUUGAUACAUUAGAGAGAGAACUGGGCAUACCACCUGUAAUGACUGGUAAAGAAAUGGAACAGUGUGAUAUUCCAGAUAAGCUAACUAUGCUGUCAUAUUUGUCUCAAAUUUAUGACACAUUCAGAGGUGAAAUACCCCACAUAAAACACCCUAAAUUGGAAGUAGAACCUGAAGACAUCCCUGCAGCACCUAGAGCUAUUAAAUUCCGCCACUUGCAGCAGUUGACACCAGCACAAAAAGUGAAUCUCAUUGGACGUAUAAGCAAUACCCAGCAUCACAAUCGUAGUGCUGUAAGUAGGAAGCGAUUUUCCUCAGACAGAGAUUUGCUUACUGGAGCCGGUACUCCAUAUGGAAUUGGUGGUGAAAGAAAGACUGAAACUUCAAGAAAGUCACGUAGCAAGCGAAGGAGCCUGGAGAAAGAAAGACAAACUGGAGAUGAAGAACGUGAGAAACGUUUGGAAGAAAUUCGCCAAAAUAGACUGGAGAGAGAACGAAGAAGAAAAUACCUUCGAAAGUUGACUACGUUACAGUUCUAUAAAAGCAUGCAAAUGCUUCAGACAAAUGCUAGAUAUGAAAAUUCACAGCCAUUUGAAGAUUAUUCAAUAUUUCUUUAUCGUCAGACAGCUCCAAGUUUUGAAGAACGUGUGAAAGAUUUGGAGAGAAAACUAUAUUACCCUGACCGUGAUGCGAGGUUUCUGAAUGACAUAAAGCGAGGAGGAGCAGGUGAAGAUAUGUCAGGCAGGAUAAAGACUCUGGAAGAGAAACUAAGAGGAACAACUCACACAGAGAAGAAGCCAAAAGACCUGCUUCGUGCUAUAGGAAAGAUUGAAAAAAGUGACUGGAAUGUCAUGGAAUUGGAGAAGAAAAUCCAAGAAAAUAAAAUGGGUAAAGGGGGGCGACAAGAGAAUCCUGAAAAAGUUCCAAAAUGGAGCCGCGAUCAAUUUGUUGACAAGUUUGAAGCAGUGAAGUCAAAGCUUGAGACUAAAACUGUAGACAGAGAAAAAGAAAAGAAUGAUAAAUAUUCAGAUGUUGAUGUUACAUUAAAGCUUAUAGGGAAGAAGCUUAAAGAAGGUAAUGCAUUAGAAGCUGGCCCCCGAGGAAGUAACAAGGUUUCUGCCAUGGCUGAGCAGUUUGCUGUAAAGACACAAGAUGCAGAGAAGCCUUCUAUACAGAGAUCGAAUUCUAAAGCAGCACUCGUCCUUCCUGCACAGGGUGGAUCAGAGAUGUGUCAUUUCUGUAAAAAGAGGGUUUACUUAAUGGAACGUUUAAGCAUUGAGGGAAGAUUCUUCCAUAGAGGUUGUUUCCGAUGUGAAUACUGUGGUACAACUUUGAGGCUUGGUAGUCAUUUGUUUGACAGAGAUGGUUGUCGUUUUUAUUGUACUCAACACUUUGGUAUGCAAGGGGUCCAGAAAAUGAAAUCUGCCAGGAAGGAUCAAGAAAAUUAUACUGAUGUGGGCAAAACAAAGAUACAUGGAAUUGAAGCUCUCUUGAAGCAUACAGAUAUGGCACCAGAAGCAACACCAGAGAAGAGUAAACUGCACAGUAUUGAUGCAGUCGAUCAAAGGACAACCCCUGAACGAAUAGAAUUUGAAAAUCUUGUGACUUCUGAUGUUGAAGAAUUGCCAGGGGAAAUGGAUGAAGAUGAAUGGACUGAUCGUAAUUUUGGAACAUCAGCUGCAGAAGGCUCUAGUGAUUCUGUUUCCGAUUUAAGUGAUUCUGGUGACGAAGACAAUGAGGUCUUUGAGGAAGCUGUUGAUCAGCCAUUUACAGCUGAUGAGACACGUAAAUUAGCUGAAGACUGGACACGACGAUACUCAAGAAAUACUCCUGCAGAAGUCCAAAAUGGCAGUAUUUCCAAACAGGUAGCACAGGGCAAUGGAGAAGAUGAAAGCACAAGUUUGAAUGAUGGAGAUACUGAUGGAGAUAUGAGUGGAAAGGAAUCUGAAAGUGAUGAUGAUGAGACUGAAACUGCCACAGAAGGUGAUGAAGAUGUCAAAGCACGGGAAUUACGGAAACAAGAAAUAUAUUUGAAAGUUCCCGAAUGUGCAAAAGUACAGAGUGAUACAGACUCAGGGUCAAACACUGAGGUUCAGUCUGACGAUACAACAGAGUCCAGUGAUGAAGAAAUUGAAAAUUCAGCAACAGAAAUAGAAACUGAUUCUGAGUUUGAGCAUGAUGGAACAUCAUUUCCUCACAAUAUACCAUCUAUAAUAGUAGAUGACAGGAAUGUCACAAAAAGAAAGAGAUAUAACACUGAGGAACCAAUCAAAGUUCAUACUCGAGCUGGACAUAUUCAUCCAAUAAAUGGAACUGUAAAGCCACUGUUGCCAUCAGUGCAGAAUCAGCAUGGGAUUAGACUUAAGUUUUCAUCAGUUCAACCAGAAACGGCCAAUUCUUUCACUGCUUCAAAUUUGGUCACUAGCAAGAAUCUUCUCAAUAAUAAUGCUAAAUUACCCACAUCUUCGCAGCUUACUCCACUUAUUAAUCCUAGACAAGGAAACUAUCUACUUAACAGGACACAUUCAACUGAGGGCAUUGCCUCCAAAGUUUCUCUGGAACUGAAGAAAAGGUACUUGCUGGGCACAUCAGAUAUUGGUGGCACAGUAAGGAAAUCUGGUUCAGCAUCAACAAUAGAUUCAAAAUUAAAGAACUUUGUUGAUACUAUAUCAGAACAUCAGAAACUUCUGCAUCCAGCUCCAGAACCCAGUCCAUCUAUGCAAGCCUAUCUUCAAGGAACAUCAAGAGUUUCUUCUAGCAGUAGUACUCAUUUCUCUCCUCCAUCGCCAACAAUUAUUGCACCAUCACUACAGCUUCCACAAAUACAAAAACCUGCUUUACGCAAAGAGAAAGAGCUACCAGAUGUGGAGGGCUCCUUUGAGCAUGUUUGUGGAAAGAAAGAAGCCAAAGUUCCUUCUUUUGGGGCUGAAAAGUCUUCUGCACAAGCAGAUCAUGCCAGUGGCUCUAACGCUCAUACCGAUGAAGAAGAUCGAAAACUGUUGGUAAUAACAGAAAAUACCAAAACUGCUAGUAAUGGGAUGGAUAAUUCGACACAAGCUAAAGUAGAAGAUGAAACAGACUACCGACCGAGAAGCCCAGCUCACGAAACAUCCAUAGUUGUACCUGACAUGCAAUGGAACUUGACUCCAAAGACUGGCAAUGAUAAUGAAGAAAAUGAUGAGAAUGAUGAUGAUGAUGAUGAUGAUGAUGAUGAUGAUGAUGAUAUAGAAACUGAUUCGUUGUCUUCAGGCAGCAGUUCAGUUGAAAAUGAUACAAAACAGAAAAGUGAUUCCCAUUCUUCUGGACAGUUACCAGAAAGAAUUACUCCAAGAGUUGAAAUACACGAUUCUAGUGGUGUCCUCAUGACUGAAGAUGCUGAUGUAUCAAACUGCACAAAACAGGAAUCUGUUGCAGAAGCACUAUUUACCAAGCAGUAUACUGAAGAAUUCCCAAAAAGUGAUGCCAUUAGUGUUGAAAAAGUGUCGGAGAAAAGUGUUGUUAUUGAUAAAUCUAACAGUGAUUUGCCUAAAGUUAGGCAUAAUUCCGUUAAUAGCGAUCAUAGUAGCCCAUCAACACCUCCUUCGAGAAGUGACUUUUCUGAGUCACAUGAACAUGAAGCUACAUUUGCAGCAUUAACAGAGACAGAAUUAUCAGAUUGGGCACAUGAUGGUGACGCUGUAGUUUCAGAAGAUCUAGAUGAUGUAGAGUUUAAUAUUAAUCCACAUUUUGUUACCGUUAGACACCAUAAGAAGCCAAAAAGUAGUAAAAAUACGCCAGAGAAAAAUUUUUCUGCAGGAUACCAAAAAAGUAUUGCUAAAACAGAAGAUCUUGAUGAUGACAGUAAUAAAGAUAAGAUACAUUGUCAGACUGAAAUCCCUCUGUAUCAUCAUCAUCAUGAAGUAAAAACUGUGCCUUGCUUAUUGUCUGAUAUAGAGAAUAUUGAGUUCAUGGAUACAGGAGAAGAAAAUGAAAGUGAUUCAGAUGAUGUUUUAGCAGCAACUAACAAAACAUUAAUAAAAAACAGUGGCUAUGUACAGUUUGUUGAUUCUGAUGAUGUUGUUACACCUGUUUUAGAAAUUCCAGCUUUAAUAGAACAAACCAUGCCUGUCCCUGUUCUACCUACAUUAAUUGUUAGUGAAUGUGAUGAUAAUUCUGAUGAGAAUGAUAGUAGUCCUAAACAAACUUCCAGCAAGGAAUCUACACACAUGUCAAAAGAGGAGGAUGACAAUUCACUUCAACGAGAAAGGACUUCCACAGAAGAAAUGACAAGUGAUACAGACACAGUGAAAGAGAAACUGCCCAACAAGUGUACAAAUAAUGAUUCUACUUGUGAAGAUGAUCUGUUUUACACGCCAAAAAGUGAUUCUAAACCUCCAAAGAAUGGUGGAGAUUCACAUACUGAUGAUUUUUCUCAAAAGACUUGCAAUAAUUAUGCUAGCAAUUGUGAGGAACAUGUUCCUACCUUCAGCAAUAUAAGAGAUUCGAUAAAUAUCAUAAAAUCUAGACAAAAAGAUAAAGACUCACCAGUAUUACAAGGUGUUGACUCUGAAGUAGAGCAACUGACAUUAGCACCUGCCAGUAAUAGUGAAGAUUAUUCUGGUCUACAUCAUACAAAAUCACCCAAUACUUCAAGAAAACUGAAAGAAAUAUCAAGGGAGAGGUCAGUCCAGAAAGACAUUGUUCACAAAAUGGUUCUAGACAAACAUUUACCUCAAAAACGCUCUAGUCAAGAUAGAAAGUCAAGGAAAUGUUUCAGUGGCAUUUAUAGCCCACCAUCUCUUGCUCCUAGGCGCACAUCAGAUCCUACUUUGUUUCCUCCAAAUUCUCCUGAAAAGGAUGAAUCUCUGAUACCAUCAGGUGUCAAGAAAUUAGAAAUGCCUACUGUAAUUCCUCCAUCUCCUGGAGAAACCGAUGAAAGAUUUAAUAGUCUCAUGGAAAGUGGCCAGGACUUAAAAAUGCCAGUAUCUGACGACUCUGUCCUCGUUACUGAAGAAACUGAACAGUUUUUUACGCCACUAACAUCAUUUAAGAAGACAUCGAAAGGGAGUCGUCCACUGUCCUAUCACUCAUCAUUUAAAUCUAGUCAUCGCCCUUCAAAAUUUUGCAGGUCUCCAGAAAAAUAUUCUUCUUCUCUUCCACACACUCCUCUAACAAACCCUGAAGCAUUUUCAUUACCAGACAUCACAAAAGUGUUAUUCAAAACACCAGAUAUCACUUUAAAGCCACCUGUUGCACCACCUAGGACAAAACAUGAACGUAAAGUUACUGGAGAGCUGUCAAAGGAAGGAAAUAAUAGGAGAACAGAAUUCACAUCAAACAACCAUGGAGAACUUCACAAGGAGAACAGAAAUGGAACUCCAAACAUUACUUCUGUUGCUGAUACAUCAGUAAUGAGUACCAAAGACUCAGAUGUAAACCAGUCAUCGUUGACACCAUUAAGGUCACCUGUAAGCAAUAAUAGUCCAUCAGGAAUAUGUGGAUCACCUGUUUCUUCAAAGCAGUCGCUAUCCCCAACAUCAGUAGUGGAAGCAUUGCAUACUGAACACUCCAUGAUUGCCUCUGCAACAGACAGCAGAAGUAUUACAAAAGAAAGGAGGAAAUCAAAAGACCCUGAACGGAGAAAGAGUUUAAUCCAAGCUGUUUCAGAUUUCUUUCAUAAAAAGAAAGAUUCUACAGGGAGUGUUUCUCCUCCUAAGACACCAACAUCUAGUAAUCAAUCCCAUAGUAAAGAUGGAAAAUUUCGUUUGAAGUUCACAAAAGCAAAGGAUAAAAUGAAGUUGGCCUAUAGUUCAUGCUCGGAUGACUCAGAUGAUAGGGAAUCACCAAACAAACAUGCCCAAUCAUCAGAUGUCUAUAGGAUCAAAACUGCUGAUAGUGUAAAAGAUAACGAAAAAAGAUAUGGAGUUUUAUACGAUGAUACGCCUCCACCCAUACCACCACCUCCUCUGAACUACUUGAAGAAUGCUGCUGCUCACAGGGCAUCAGAAGAGAGUUGCUCUGAAGUGGAUGAAGAAUCUCGCGCAACAAUUUUGUCCACCCCAAGUCAUGAAGGAACCUUAUCAACAGGCAGUCUGAGCCGACGCCACACACGCAUGCAGCAACGUAUGUCAAGGCAGGCACAGCAAAAGAGACUCAGGAUGGCUCAGGAAAUUCAGCGUCAGUUAGAAGAAGUGGAAGUGAAGCAGAAAGAGCUGGAACAGAGAGGAGUCAAUGUGGAAAAAGCUCUUCGAGGAGAAAGUGCAGUGGCUGCACAAAAGGAUGAAGGAGACCUCCUCAAAGAGUGGUUUGCCCUAGUAAGAGAACGAAGUGAACUGCGUCGCUUUGAGCGAGAACUAUUAAUACGAGCAGAAGAAUUAGAACUGGAGGACAGACAUUCUCGUCUUCAGCAGGAGCUACGGGAGCGGCUGAAAAAGGAUGAUUCAGAGAAGACAUCAGAUGAUGUCGAAAAAGAGGGCCAAAUCUUGAAUGAAAUGCUGGAGAUUGUUGAACGACGAGAUUCUCUCAUUGCCUUACUGGAAGAGGAUCGACAAAGGUACCAGGCAGAGGACAGAGAUCUUGAAGCACAAAUGCUUGCUAAAGGGCUUCGGCUGACACCUUUGAGAAAAGAGUCACAUGUAUGACUCUCCCAGCAUAAGACUAUGUUUUGAUCAAAUGCAUCCAGUAAUGCUCUGCAGUGCCAAAACCGCAUGUAGAGAUUAUUUGUUUGCAUGUGAACAACAUUCUUGCAUUUCAUUUAAAUGUUAUGACCAAAGUUUUCUUAUUGAUACUUGGUUUAAAUUAAUGAUGAAAUGGCUGAAACUAUUUGUUGCCACCUUCAUGUAUUUUAGUAUUGUAAAUAUGUCCAUAAAAAGUAUUUAUUUUAGUUGGAGUUCAUUUCAUUUAAGUUGUGAAUGGAAAGUAUUUGUCACUAUUGAUUUUGAGUAAUGUACUGGAGUCCCGCUAUCUUAUCUGUAGUAAAAUAAAAAAAUAGAACCAGAGCAGUGAAUUCUGACUGACACAUUGUGAUAUUUGAAGUAAGAUUUAUAAUGACUAACUACGAGCUUUAAAUUGCAGCUAUUCUUGACAAACAUUGUUGGUAGCUUUAAAUUAUUUUUAAUUAUUGUGCUCUGUCCAUCACAUCUUUAGUAUUUGUAAAUGGAUACAUAUGAAAUAUAUUUUCUAUAAUUGCAAGUUAUAUUUUUAUCUUCAGUUUUGUGAAUAGGCGAGCUCAAUACAUACCGUAAUUUUAAUUUAUACAAAGGUCUAAUAGCAAAAUGCUUGAGCUACAACAGGAAAUAUUUCCUUUGGAGUAUUUUUAAUAGAAUUUGACGUAUGUAUUUUUUAAAACAUUUUGUAUAUGUAUGGUCAUGAAUGGAACUGCCACUUCACUUUUCUGAAGUAACCAAGCAAGAGAUUACAUGUGAAUGUAUCAUAUGUCUGAAUUGUUUAGAUUUUUUAUUUGUUGCAUUGAGCAAAUACAGUUUAUAAAGCAAUGUCAAUUCAUUUGGAAUAAGGUGUAAAAAUUACUAAAAAGACAUUUUUGAUGCAGAGCCUAAUGUUGUAUUUAUAUGUAAAUAAAAGAUAUUGUUUGUAUUUCGUAAGUGCAAUUUGAUACAUAUGUAACAAAUAAAAAUGUUGUUUAGAUAGAAAUACUCUUUGUAUACAUUUUUCAAAUUAUUAAAAACUUUUAACAAA